This is a messenger RNA of Dentiscutata erythropus, 510 nucleotides long. Lineage: Eukaryota; Fungi; Glomeromycota; Glomeromycetes; Diversisporales; Gigasporaceae. The record is from the annotation of a GenBank genome assembly.
AUGAAUGACGGAAAAUUCGCUCAAACAUCAGACCAAACGUCAGCAAGGCCUCGUGCUCGUUAUGCCUGUUUGGGUUGCAGAAAAUCUAAACGUAGAUGCAAUGGAAUACCAAAUCAAAGAGAAUGUAGUGAAUGCAGAAAAAAGGGACGAGACUGCAAUUUUUCUGUUUGCCCAAUGUGUCUUAAUAAAAACGAAAAUAAGAUCAAUGAUAUUUGCGAUAAUUGUCUCAGCAAAAGUAUGCAACAGGACUUUGACAAUUUCCAAAUGGAAUCGGAAAUUUAUAAUGGUUAUGAAGACAGCAUCUCAUACGAUGACAUAUUCACAUACGAUGCCAGUCCAAGUUCAUAUAGUAGUCUGCCGCAGUUUUAUAAUGACGCAUAUCAGCAAAUUUACGUGAAUGAAUUCUUGAAUCAAAAUGAGAUUCAUGGACCGGGGCAUAGUUCUUCGCAAGUUUACCAAAAUGAUGUUUUCGAAGCCGGAGUUAAUAAUUCCGGUGGUUGCACAAUUUAG